This is a messenger RNA of Eurytemora carolleeae, 1062 nucleotides long. RefSeq names its product 60S acidic ribosomal protein P0 (gene RpLP0). NCBI's taxonomy places the organism in Eukaryota, Metazoa, Arthropoda, Copepoda, Calanoida, Temoridae. The coding region runs from base 55 to 999 and encodes 314 amino acids. Gene Ontology annotation, cellular component: cytosolic large ribosomal subunit. The record is from RefSeq and is a predicted model, not a curated record. Gene Ontology annotation, molecular function: large ribosomal subunit rRNA binding; structural constituent of ribosome. Gene Ontology annotation, biological process: ribosomal large subunit assembly; ribosome biogenesis; cytoplasmic translation. The transcript has 3 exons.
CAUUAUUAUGUUUUCUUUUCCAGAGUCCUUAAACUUAUCCUUAAUCGCUUCAAGAUGGUUAGGGAGGACAAGAGCGCCUGGAAGGCUGGAUAUUUCGAGAAGUUGGCCACCCUCCUCGAGGAAUACCCUAAAUGCUUCAUCGUUGGGGCUGACAAUGUCGGAUCCAAGCAGAUGCAGGAGAUCCGUAUCGCCCUCCGUGGUAAGGCUGUUGUGUUGAUGGGUAAGAACACCAUGAUGCGCAAGGCCAUCAGGGGACACUUGGAGAAGAACCCCGAGCUCGACAGGCUUCUGCCUCACAUCAAGAACAAUGUUGGGUUUGUUUUCACCAAGAACGACCUCACUGAAGUCCGUGAUCUCCUGGUCGCUAACAAGGUUAAGGCCCCUGCUAAGGCUGGUGCCCUUGCCCCCCUGGAUGUCGUUGUCCCUGCCCAGAACACCGGUAUGGGUCCUGAGAAGACUUCUUUCUUCCAGGCCUUGAGUAUCCCAACCAAGAUUACCAAGGGUACAAUUGAGAUUAUCAGUGAUGUCGAUCUGAUCACAGCUGGAGAUAGGGUUGGUAUGUCCGAAGCUACUCUCCUGAACAUGCUGAAGAUGUCUCCCUUCACUUACGGUCUGGUUGUGCAGAAGGUCUACGAGGCCGGAUCAGUCUUCGACCCCGCUAUCCUCGACAUUACCGAGGCUGAUAUUAAGGCCAAGUUCAUGUCCGGAGUCGCCAGCGUCGCUGCAGUCAGUCUCGAGAUCGGAUACCCUACUAUGGCUUCUGUGCCCCACUCUCUGGUGAAUGGCAUGAAGAACCUGUUGGCUAUCGCUGCCGUCACCGAUAUCACCUUCAAGGAGGCUGAGAUGAUCAAAGAGUUCUUGGCUGACCCUAGUAAGUUUGCCGCCGCUGCUCCAGCUGCCGCCGCUGCUGCUCCCGCAGCUGCUGCUGCCAAGCCUGCCGCUAAGGUCGAGGAGGAGGAAGAAGAAGAUGAUGAUAUGGGAUUCGGUCUCUUCGAUUAACUCGAAAUCUCUUUAACAAGGGUUUUAAUCCUUCCAAGGCAAAUAAUAUUUUCUGAUUUCAGA